Molecule: messenger RNA, 1117 nt
Organism: Onychostoma macrolepis
Lineage: Eukaryota; Metazoa; Chordata; Actinopteri; Cypriniformes; Cyprinidae
Gene: yeats4
Product: YEATS domain containing 4
Exons: 7
Coding region: 186-866 (226 amino acids)
Biological process (GO): regulation of DNA-templated transcription
Source: RefSeq, a predicted model, not a curated record
UUAAUUUGGAAUUUGACUCGCAGCCGAAGACGGAGUCCCAUGAGCGCUACAUACAGAGGCUUUCUUCAUAGAGAAACAUGUAUUUUGUGCUUAAUGGCAGUUCCGUACAAUAAUUCAGUUCAGUUCGAAACUGUACUCAUUUCGUAGAAGCCAAUCCGAGUAAAACACUUGACUCUCUGUGUACUAUGUUUAAGAGGAUGGCUGAAUUUGGUCCAGAUUCGGGGGGUCGGGUGAAGGGAGUGACUAUCGUGAAACCUAUCGUGUUUGGAAACGUUGCACGAUAUUUUGGCAAGAAAAGAGAAGACGAUGGUCACACUCAUCAGUGGACAGUUUAUGUGAAGCCUUACAGGAAUGAGGAUAUGUCUGCUUAUGUCAAAAAGAUACAAUUCAAACUGCAUGAAAGUUACGGGAACCCUUUAAGAGUGGUUACAAAGCCUCCAUAUGAGAUUACUGAGACUGGAUGGGGAGAGUUUGAGAUCAUCAUAAAGAUAUUUUUCAUUGAUCCAAAUGAGAGACCGGUCACACUGUAUCAUCUGCUGAAGCUCUUCCAGUCAGACUCCAGCGCCAUGCCGAAGAAGACCGUAGUGUCUGAGUUCUACGAUGAGAUGAUAUUUCAAGACCCUACAGCCAUGAUGCAACAGCUCCUGAACACCACCAGACAGCUGACGUUAGGUGCCUACAAACACGAGACCGAGUUUGCAGAGCUGGAGAUACGAACACGAGAAAAAGUGGAAGCGGCGAAGAAGAGGACGAGCCUGGAGAUCGCAGAGCUGAAGGAGCGACUGAAAGCCUCCAGAGAAAACAUCAACUUCCUGAAGGGAGAGAUACGCAGACUGGAGGAGGAGGACCAGAUGAAGGAUCACUGAGGACUUCAGCACCAUCAGACGGCUGUCCUGUAGCGGGACGGUGAACACAAACACGUGUGAUUUAGUGGGACUGAUCAAUUCACGUUUCUGGUUAUAAUUUUGACAAUAAAUGUAGUAGUGAACAACUAUGUGUUGUUCAGUCUUAUUGUCCAGAUCAUCAAAAUGUGUGCAAAUACGUGACUGCCUUUUGAACCUUUGUAGUUCUCACUGACUUGUUUUGUAUGAUUAAAACAUUUUUUUUUUUACAAAUA